Solanum stenotomum is the source of this 767-nucleotide messenger RNA. RefSeq names its product receptor-like protein kinase HERK 1. The transcript is spliced from 3 exons. Lineage: Eukaryota; Viridiplantae; Streptophyta; Magnoliopsida; Solanales; Solanaceae. Bases 192 to 767 code for a protein of 191 amino acids. Gene Ontology annotation, biological process: protein autophosphorylation. Gene Ontology annotation, cellular component: plasmodesma; plasma membrane. The record is from RefSeq and is a predicted model, not a curated record. Gene Ontology annotation, molecular function: transmembrane receptor protein tyrosine kinase activity; ATP binding.
CAAGGAGAAGAAGACUAGUAUGAACUCUGCGCUCUUAGAUCUUAUGGGACGCUAGCUAGCUAGCUGCUGCUUGGGUAUUUGAGAACUUAAAAAUCAUUGAAGAAAGAUGUUUGCUGUUAGAUUUACUCUAAACGAAAAGUAGAGUAGGUCAAAGGCAUGGAUUCCUUUAUGUAUUAAUGAUUUAGCACACCAUGGGAAGCAAACAUUCGAAAGGAACAACUUCCACAAGUGAUCCAGUUCCUUUUGCAGCUUUGCAACUUCCUUUUGCAGCUUUGCAAGAAGCAACUAACAACUUUGAUGACAAGUUUUUCAUUGCAGAGGGUGGAUUUGGGAAGGUUUACAAGGGUGUUUUACGUGAUGGAACAAAGGUGGCCCUGAAGAGUUGUAAGCGUGAGUCCUCACAAGGUAUUGAAGAGUUCCAAACAAAAAUUGAGAUUCUUUCACAGUUCCGCCAACCCAAUCUGGUUUCAUUGAUUGGAUACUGUAAUGAUAACAAUGAGAUGAUUCUAAUUUUUGAGUAUUUAGAGAAUGGGAACCUCAGGAGCCAUUUGUAUGGGACACAUCUACCCACUUUGAGUUGGGAGCAGAGGCUGGAGAUAUGCAUCGGGGCAGCCAGAGGUCUCCACUACCUUCAUACUAGCAAAAUUAUACAUCGUGAUGUUAAGUCUUCAAACAUAUUGCUUGAUGAGAAUUUUGUUCCAAAAAUUGCUGAUUUUGGAAUAUCCAAGAAAGGCGAUGAAAUGCUUAGCUGUUUCUGGUGUAGAUAG